AUGUUACACGUUGUUUCGUUGGGCGAGCUCGUUGGUGAUCCACGGUUCUUCCGGCAGCACACCCACGGGAUGAUGCCGUAUCCCGUGGGCUACACUAUUGAGCGGAGCGUCUUCAUGGGUGCUGACGCGGUUGGCCGUAUUGUCCGAACCAAGGUGGUGCUUCCGGGUGAGGCGGACGCCAAAGCACACGUCGACGGUGUAUACUACACGGCUUCGAUUAAACGUGGCGUGGACGGUGGCCCAUUGUUUCAAGUCACGCGCAGCGAUAAGCCGGAUGAGGUUCACAGCAGCAAUAAUCCCUCGUCUGCGUGGCGUGGGGCCUUCGAGGCGGCGGAGCGGGACUUUCCCACCCGACUGAGUGAGUUGCUGGGGGAGAAGCGUGACGCGCAGGGCACCAUGACGGUGCAGGGGCAAAAAUGGUACGGCCUGGCCCUCGAUAACAUUCUGGCGCAGUUGAAGAUGCUGCCUGGUGCCAGCGCUGUUUUUGAGAGGGAUAAAGGCACCCGCCGUUCUCUGAAGAAAGUUACGAAGUCACGAGCGGGAAGCUCCUCCUCUACCGCCGCUGCAACUGAGACACCUAGGACUAGAAGAAGUCCACGUGCAAAGGUUACUGCUGGGAGUUCUCAGGAGAACACCCCUGCAGAUGAGAAGCCAACUACGCUCAAAAAACGGCGGGGCAAUACGAAAGGUGGUAGUCCCGAAAUCGAUGUUGAUGAUGUUCCGUUUGCCGUUUUAGCGGCUGGAAAGAAUACGGGGGUAGUGCAGCCGUGCCCCCAGUGUGGUCUUACGACUACAUUUUGUCCAUUGACUGGCAACCCCCACGCAGUUGCCGAGCAGCAGCGCCGUCGGGGGUCCAUGCAGAGGGAAACAGCGGGAAAGACCGCUACGCACGCAUCACGAAAGGGUUCUACAUCGCCAAACGCAGGCGAAAAGUCGCCGCGACAGGCGACACGAAAGCGCUCGCGUGCCGGUGAUGUGAAGGAGGGAGUCGAUGCAGCUGCCGAUGUAACUGAAGGGGGCGAAAAGAAAUCUGAGAGGCGGAUGAAGGCUCCAAAGACGGAGGGGCCAUCGGCACCAGCUGGUCGUCGUGGCAAACGGCAGCUGCAGCUUCAGUUGCAGCCACAGUCACAGAGGCAGGAGGAGGGCGAAGCGGAGUUUUCUGAUCCAGACGACGUGCCAUUGGCGCUGCGUCUUGCGAACAGCGUGAUGGCGACACCGCCACCGCCACCGCCACCGCCACCACCUCCGCUGUGGAGGCCGCCACUCGCGACUCCGGAGUCCCAUAAGGCGGUGCAGGUGCUGCAGCGCCUCAUCCGAGCGGAGGAGAUUAUCCACAUUCCGUUCACAUCGCAGCUGCGCCUCCCUCAGGUCGCUCCUGCAAAGCCUCGGGUGCUGCGAAAGAAGGGAAGCGACAAGGACGCUGAGGCUGACCAGCGGGAGGCGGACGCCGGCACGGCUGUUGACGAAGACGCUGCUGCUGCUAAUGCGACUGCCAAAACAGCCAAAAACAAGAAGUCUGAUGAGGGGAACGAGCGGCAUCCGCUUGACAUCGUGGAAGCGGCAACCAGUCUCGCGGGGAAGCGCUACGUGAAGUUCAUGCAGCUGUACACAAGUGAGCGGACAAAGAUGGAUCUUCUUAGGAAAGCCGACGCCGUUCCAGCGAUUCCAAGAACACGCAGUGCCUCUAAAAAGCAGACGGACAAUAGCGAUGCGGCUCCUCCUCCUCCUCCUCCUCCUCUUGCUACAAUCCAGACCGAUGAAGAGGGCGUCAAGGAGGAGCAGGAACUGCAACAGAACUAA
Messenger RNA from Trypanosoma grayi, 1800 nucleotides. RefSeq lists its product as hypothetical. Bases 1 to 1800 code for a protein of 599 amino acids. Gene Ontology annotation, cellular component: nucleus. The transcript has a single exon. The record is from RefSeq and is a predicted model, not a curated record. NCBI's taxonomy places the organism in Eukaryota, Euglenozoa, Kinetoplastea, Trypanosomatida, Trypanosomatidae.